CUGUGGCCCACUCAAUAUUGUCGCCGACAAAAGCUAGGGUUUUCCAAUAUUUCGACUGUUUAUAACGCCGUUUCCAUCUACGUAUUCGUCUUCUAGCUUUUCACGCCUGAGCAUUCGAUAAAUCAUGGGUUUCGCUGCGAUUUGGAACUCUCAUCCCAAGAAGUACGGGCCUGGUUCCCGCACCUGCCGUGUGUGUGGAAACUCGCAUGGGCUAAUCAGAAAGUAUGGUCUUAACUGCUGUAGACAGUGCUUCCGCAGCAACGCCAAGGAAAUCGGAUUCAUCAAGUACCGUUAAAGAUCUGGUGGUGUUGAUGCAGUUGCAGUCAUUUUGUUUUUUUUUUAAAAGCUUUUGAGACUUUAAUAUUGUAAUGGAUCUUAUAAAUGUUCUAUGGUUUAUGCAAGACAUUUGAGUUGUUUUAAUCCAAAAUCUUUGUUCUGCAA
Brassica napus (rape) is the source of this 441-nucleotide messenger RNA. RefSeq names its product 40S ribosomal protein S29-like. Gene Ontology annotation, biological process: translation. Gene Ontology annotation, molecular function: zinc ion binding; structural constituent of ribosome. The record is from RefSeq and is a predicted model, not a curated record. Gene Ontology annotation, cellular component: ribosome; cytosolic small ribosomal subunit. The transcript has 3 exons. NCBI's taxonomy places the organism in Eukaryota, Viridiplantae, Streptophyta, Magnoliopsida, Brassicales, Brassicaceae. The coding region runs from base 125 to 295 and encodes 56 amino acids.